UCGGUCAGAUAAGAAAAUUUCAGAAACUCCCUCCCUGUGCACCUGUGGGCAUUCCCACUCCCACACACCAACAAGACAAGGUUAGACAGAUCUUCUGAGGCAGCUUCUAAGGCCUUUCAGCAUGUCAAAAUGCAUCUUUGGGGUAUCCGUUUCUGAGUACCAACAAGGGAACGGAAUGGGUUAAGAUUUCAUUCUCUCAGUAGAGGAAAAUCUAGGGAUUCAUUCUACAUUUGAAGCCAAAAACAGUUAUCUGACUCCUUCCAGAGCCUUUAAAUGUUGAUCCCUUCCCCUCUUCUCCCAUCAAACAUACACUUGGAAGUUUAAGAAGAAUGGAGGGAUCUCAAGGUGUAAAGUUUUCUUUCUGUGCGAUGACCAGUGCUGGUCCUCAGAUGUCAACUGCCAACCAGGGUAGCUCAUGGUUACAACCUCCCGUACAGCUCUCACUUAUCCAGAACUACUGAGGCUCCAAGCUCAGUAUCAAACUGUUCACUUGCACUAUGUCCUCUAUGAUGUCACUGUCAUCAUUUUACAGACACACUGCGACUCCAAGUGGUCGUUACUAGUUCACAAUCAAGUAGCUCUCGUUCAUCUUCUCGUUCAUCUUCAACUCUAUGAUUAACUGCAAAAUGUUCUGCUCAUUUUGACUAGAGUCUUGAAAGAUCUGCAAACUAAACGGCAGGACUGAUGCUCAGUUCUCUGACCAGGGGAUAUCCAGUCUCUUAUGUGGGGAAACUCACGCCCAGGUCUAACCUCACACUUUUAAGACAGAUGAGAAGGAAGGGGGAAAUGUUGCUACAUUAGGAGGAAUUAAUUACAAAGAGAGGAAGUAACUAGCUUGAUAGUCUCAUGGAGUCAGGAUUAAACGCCAUGUCUGUCCUGGCGUACGCUAAGGGAUGGGGAAACGUCUGGGUCCCAGGCUGGGUAAAUGGCAGGCACAAGCCGAAUUAGUUCGGCUCUUGGUUUGACUCCCUCUUCCCUCCUGUUCCAAGCGCUCGCAUGAACCAGGGUGCCAGGGGGAUUAUCAGCGUCUGCGCAAGGCCGAUGGUGGCAGCGCGGCGUCAGGAAUCAGGCCCCCUAUCCCUGAGCCCAACAGCCUACCGCCACAGCACCCAACGAAAAUGGGAACGACAUGUUGAGACGCUGCAGCAACAGCAGGCGCUUCCCACCAGCUACAGUCGGAGAUUUGGAGCGCUUGUGUCUGAGGCUCAAUCCCGUCAGGUGCCGCGCAACUCAGCGGCGCAUUCUCUUUGGACCCGAGGCACCACCAUACUUUCCAUUGCUUACUUCCGUUAAACCCCGAGCGCUGCCAUGGCAAGCCGGAAAUAGGGAUAAAGCAAUUUAGCCAGAAGAGGGCGGAAGUGGCUACUCAGGGCGCCGCCAUGACGAGCCGGGCCGGAAGAAGACGUAGGGCGCCGCCGUGACAGAUUAGUCCUAAAGGGAACGGGGUUGUUAGUUCAAUUGGCUACCGGAAAAAACCAGGCUGGGCUGGGCGCCGCCAUGACAACCGAUACCGGAAAAGGCGGGUCGUUCCCCCCGGACAGCCCUACGCCGGCAAAGGUCUCGAGAUCCCAAUCAUCCGCCAGAUCCGCCAGGCCUGUGCUCAGCCUUUUGAGGCCUUCGAGGAGUGUCUUCGACAGAACGAGGCAGCUGUGGGCAACUGUGCAGAGCAUAUGCGCCGCUUCCUGCAGUGCGCUGAGCAGGUGCAGCCGCCACGCUCACCUGCAACUGUGGAGGCCCCUCUGCUGCCAGUCUGCUGGUGUUUGCUGGAGGUCCCCUCCUGACCCUGUUUUCCUGGGUAUCACCAGUGGAGGCUGCAAAGCAGCAAAGAUUGCUGCCUGUUCUUUCCUCUGGAAGCUUCGACCCAGCAGGGAACCUGCCAGAUGCCAGCCAGAGCUCUUCUGUAUGAGGUGUCUGUCAGCCCCAACUGGGAGGUGUCUCCCAGUCAGUAUACACAGGGGUCAGGGAUCCACUUGAGGAGGCAGUCUGACCCUUAGCAGGCUCGAAUGCUGUGUUGGGAGGUCCGCUGCUCUCUUCAGAGCCAUCAGGCAGGGACGUUUAAGUCUGCUACAAGCCUGACUGGGCUGCUGCCUUUUUUACAGAGAUGCCCUGUCCAGGGAGGAGCAAUCUCGCAGUCUGAACACGGCAGCCUUGCUGAGCUGCAGUGGGCUCCACCCAGUUUGAACUUCCCAGCAGCUUUGCUUACACUGUGGUGGUAAAACCGCCUACUCAAGCCUCAGCAAUGGCGGACGCCCCUCCCCCUACCAAGCGCCACCGUCCCAGGUGGAUCUCAGAUUGCUGCUGUGCUGGAAGCGGGAAUUUCAAACCAGUGGAUCUUACUUUCCUGGGCUCCAUGGGGGUGGGAACCGCUGAGCCAGGCCACUUGGCUCCCUGGCUUCAGCCCCCCUUUCCAGGGGAGUGAACAGUUCUGUGUUGCUGGCGUUCCAGGCGCCACUGGGAUAUGGAAAAAUAAAAUAAAAUAAAAGCUCCUGCAGCUAGUUCAGUGUCUGCCCAGUGGGCCGCCCAGUUUUGUGCCUGAAACCCAGGGCCCUGGUGGGGUAGUCACCAGAGGGAAUCUCCUGGUUUGCAGGUUGUGAAGGCCAUGGAACUAGUGCAGUAUCUGUGCCCAAGUUCCUCAGGCUGAGACCCUCACAGCUUCCCUUGGGUCAGGGGGAAAAUUCCCCGAUUCCUUGCGCUUCCCAGGUGAGGUGACACCCCACCCUGCUUCCGCUCAGCCUCUGUGGGCUGCACCCACUGUCCAACCUGCCCCGGUGAGAUGAACCAGGUACCUCAGUUGGAAAUGCAGAAAUCACCCACCGUCUGCAUCGAUCUGGCUGGGACCUGCAGACUGGUGCUGUUCCUAUUCGGCCAUCUUGAACCUCUCUCCUGAUCCCUGAGUUUUCAGAGAGACUGAUUUGAGUAAUAAUAAAACUCUGGUCUCCUGCUCAGCCA
Pan troglodytes (chimpanzee) is the source of this 2949-nucleotide messenger RNA. It is a transcript of the gene CHCHD5, whose product is annotated as coiled-coil-helix-coiled-coil-helix domain containing 5. Gene Ontology annotation, cellular component: mitochondrial intermembrane space. The coding region runs from base 1498 to 1974 and encodes 158 amino acids. Lineage: Eukaryota; Metazoa; Chordata; Mammalia; Primates; Hominidae. The record is from RefSeq and is a predicted model, not a curated record. The transcript is spliced from 3 exons. Gene Ontology annotation, biological process: cellular respiration.